CUUCCUGCCGAAGGGCCGAGAAUCAAUCAAAUAAAACAGAAAAAAAAAAAAAGGAAAAAAGAAGCUACUACUGACUGUAGUAGUAGCGGGUAAUACGUAAAGACGGAAUUGGUAGAACAAUUCACAACGGUUUAAUUAGGCAAGAACUUCACAUAUUGCACUUAUUUAAAGUAGUAAAUAAAAAAUCAUUAAUUAAUAAAAAAAACUAGAAAAGAAAUGUGGGUGGAGUUGAUUUGUGGUCUGAUAAUCUUCCGAUUGCUGAAGCGUUUCUUCUACGACGAUGGCGACGCCGCCGAUAUUCUGGACGCCGAUGCCUUCUCCUCGGACGCUACUGCCCUUUUUACUGUUGCCCAUCGCCUCGAGAAGCUGUACGGAGGAAAAGCUUAUGUGGGACUCCAGAUCCCAGACCCCGAUGCCGCCACCCGCCAGAGUAUCGACAUGGUUCUCGUCACCAAGAGGGAAGCAGUGAUCGUUUCUAUCAAGAAUGUCUCUGGAAUGAUCUCCAUAGAUAGCAAAGAUGGUGCCUGGAUUUGCACUGCCAUACCCGGCACUGGACAUAACAAGCACCACAUCUCCCAGGACCAGCGUCUUCCGGAUCCUGUAGCAGAAACCAAACAACUGAUUUCCAUUCUUGAAUCAUAUCUUGAACAAAGGGGCCUCGCUCUUCCAGAAGGUUAUCUGUCUUAUAAAGUCAUAUGUCCUAACCCUAAUUUCUGUACUGUUCAUCCAAAUUUAUUUCCUUCUGAGGUCAUCACAUAUGACCAGUGGACACAAUUAAAGCCAGAGCCUAAGAACAUGCUAUCGGGUUGGAUAAAGGGUGCAUUUGGUGGCGGAAAAAAGGAAAUGCAGGAGUCAUUACAUGAGAAACUUGAUUUUAUCCUGGGCACGGCUCCAAUGUGGGAUAGGUUGGAGCUCAAGGGCAACAAGUUUCUCUUUGGAGAAUUUCUGGACUUUAAAGGGAAGCAAGACGAUAUUCAGGCUUUAAGGAAUGUUAAAAGAUCAAAAGUUGGUAGUCUUAUUAUCCAGAAAACAAGCAUGUUGGGUUUAGCUCACUCAAAACUUCAAGUUCUGUACUCUUCUCGUGACUACCGUGGUGAGGGGACUUCUGCAUCAGAGUGGAAGGAAGCGACUGUUAGAUCAAACACCGAGGUGUUAUUUCAGCCCCAGAAUUCUACUAAAACACGCAAAUACAAGCUAUCCUCAGUUAUUUCGAUGUCAUUGAGUGCCUGAAAGUUCUGUUGCUGACGAUGCAUGCCCGAGGGUUGUGCAUAAUGUAACUUCUACGUGGUACUCUUCCUCCAAUUUUGAAUUUUGAAAUAAUAAUGUUAUCACAUGUGAAGUCUACUACUACGUGAUUGCUAUUGCCUCUCUGUAUGUGUCGGUCGAUGGUGUAAGACAAAGUAAAAGGGAAAGAUCAUAAGAUUCUCUCUGAUUAUUCUUGUA
Coffea eugenioides is the source of this 1443-nucleotide messenger RNA. RefSeq lists its product as uncharacterized. Lineage: Eukaryota; Viridiplantae; Streptophyta; Magnoliopsida; Gentianales; Rubiaceae. The record is from RefSeq and is a predicted model, not a curated record. The transcript is spliced from 6 exons. The coding region runs from base 217 to 1230 and encodes 337 amino acids.